AUGCUGCGAUUAGGCCUUCUCAUUGUUGCCAUAGCGGUGGCCGUGGUGCUGCCAACUCUAUCAUAUGCUCAUCAGCUUCAUUUCAUUAAGAAUCCAGAACUUGUCUCCUCGUCUGCAAGUGAGUACACUGCAUCGAUUUAUUCGGUGUCUGCAUUAAUUCUGAAGGCAUUUGGCUUGCCAAGCCCAGAUAAGAUUGAGUCGGACAAAAAGGCUGUAAAGUCUCCCGCUGAAAGACUGUUUACAUUUGAAUCGGCGCUUGCCGAAUUGGGGCACAAUCCACUCAAUCCAGUCUCCAGCCAGUGGCUUCUUAUUAUAACUGGCAUCAAUGACUCUGAUUUUCCGUCUGAUUACAAAUUUAUUUCCUCUUCCGCCUCUAGUUACCUGGCCCAAAAGAAGGAAAAUGCAAUGGAAACCGUUUUCAGGAUUUCCCUUCAUUCCCCAUACUCUGGCUUGGACCUUAAUCAGCUGUUAACACUGUCAGUGAAGACUCAGACUGAGUAUCAUCGAAUUCAUUUGGCAGAUGUCCUUCUUCGGUCUGCGGCAAUAGAAUCGCCAACUGGAGAGCUAAUUUUCCACGCCACAAAUUCCAAAAUUUUCCUCUCUGUGGCCACCUUUGACUUGCCUACAACCAAGACGCUUGAAUCUUGCUCCAGUGAAAGAGGGCGAUUUGGGGAGAAUUUUUUUUCAAUUCCCUCCUCCGAUUUGGAGCUGCUUCUUUCAACGGAAGCCGGGAAGCUCUUUUUGUUGGAGUUUUCUCAUCUCGUUAAAAUCCUGAGCAUUUCUUCAGAUAAAUCCAUUUCCAUGGUCAUGGCGUCUUCGUCCCUUCAAGCGCUAAGGAAAGAGUCUUCCUCUGCAUAUGCCGCUGCAAUUUACCAUUUAAAACAUACGAUUCUGCCUGUUGCUCUUGAGGCCGCUGAAGCGAAAUAUGGUCUUGGAUCCAUAUUACUGCUCGGAGAUAUUCUGCUCGGAAUGGCAUCGCUUGAGCAUCGUCUUGGAUCACUGCUUACAGAUUCGAUGUCUGCUCUCUCAAAUGAUGCGAAUACUAGUUCUCACCGACCCUUUUGUUACAAAAGUAGGGAGCUUUGCUUGUCCGAUACAAAUGGAUGCUCACUGAAUGGCGAUUGCAGAGCUGUCCCGAUUAGAACAUCGUCUGCGUCUGGUGAAAAUGAAGACGAUGAAGCCGAACUGUGCUGGCAAUGCUUGUGCCGCGAUGGCUACACCGGAGCUUCGUGCCAAUUUGAGGACAUUUCGAUUCCAUUUUGGAUUUCGUUCGCCUCGAUUGUGAUUUUUAUUGCUGCUCUGAUUGUCGUUGCUAGUACCUUUCUUGCGAUUAACUCGCUGGGAAGCUCUGGAAGCUUUCCCGGUGGCGUAUACGCACCUGCAGGCAUGGCAAAAAAAGGGCGUACUGGUCCGGGAAAUGGAUUAGAAUUCAGUGUCUCCUCUGAUGAAUGCUCUGAGAACAGUUUUCUUUUGGAUGGCUCCGAUACUUUCAAACAUGACUAA
Messenger RNA from Mitosporidium daphniae, 1503 nucleotides. RefSeq lists its product as uncharacterized. The record is from RefSeq and is a predicted model, not a curated record. Bases 1 to 1503 code for a protein of 500 amino acids. Gene Ontology annotation, cellular component: endoplasmic reticulum. The transcript has 2 exons. Lineage: Eukaryota; Fungi; Microsporidia.